CGGACUUCCUGCUGGGCUCCCCGCCGCGCACCAUGAACACCAUCAAGAACGUGCCCGCCCGGGUGCUGAGUCGCCGGGGCGGCCACAGCCUGGAGGCGGAGCGGGAGCAGUUUGACAAGAUCCAGGCGAUGAGCAUCAGCAAAGCCAUCAAUACCCUGGAAGCACCUUUAAAAGAGAAACACGCCCGCCGAAUAAUUCUGGGGACUCAUCACGAGAAGGGAGCGUUCACGUUCUGGUCCUAUGCGAUCGGCCUCCCGCUGCCCAGCAGCGCCAUCCUCAGCUGGAAGUUCUGCCACGUCCUCCAUAAAGUCCUCCGGGACGGGCAUCCGAACGUUCUGCAAGAUUGCCAGCGGUAUCGAAGUAACAUCCGAGAAACUGGAGACCUCUGGGGCCACCUACACGACCGUUACGGCCAGCUUGUAAAUAUUUAUACCAAACUUCUGCUCACCAAAAUCUCCUUCCACCUCAAGCAUCCCGAAUUCCCCCCAAGCCUCGAAGUGACGGAUGAGGUCCUAGAAAAAGCUGCUGGAACAGAUGUCAAUAACAUCUUCCAGCUCACCGUCGAGUUGUUUGACUACAUGGAUUGUGAACUCAAAUUGUCGGAAUCAGUUUUCAGGCAGCUCAGCACUUCCAUGGCUGUCUCCCAGAUGUCGGCCGUCCAGUGCCGCCUGGCUCCCCUCAUCCAGGUGAUCCAGGACUGCAGCCACCUGUACCACUACACCGUCAAGCUGAUGUUCAAGCUGCACUCCUGUCUGCCAGCCGACACGCUGCAAGGCCAUCGCGACCGGUUCCACGAGCAGUUUCGCAGCCUUAAAAGCUUCUUCAAAAGAGCGUCAGACAUGCUGUAUUUCAAGCGGCUCAUCCAGAUCCCGCGACUGCCCGAGAGUCCCCCCAACUUCCUGCGGGCAUCGGCUCUGGCAGAGCAUGUGAAGCCAGUUGUGGUGAUACCGGAAGAAGCCCCGGAAGACGAGGAACCGGAGAACCUGAUUGAGAUCAGCACAGCCCCGACGGUGGAGCAGCAGAAUGUGUCCGAUAUAUUUGAGCAGACCUUCGGGCCUCCCAACGGUUUACGGGAUGACAGGGAUCUCCAGAUUGAUAACCUGAAGAAGGAGAUUGAUCUGCUUCGGGCGGAGCUAGAGAAAAUCAAGCUUGAGGCCCAGAGGUACAUCACGCAGCUGAAGGCCCAGAUCAAUGGCCUGGAGGCGGAAGUGGAAGAGCAGCGGAAGCAGAAGCAGAAGGCGCUGGUGGACAACGAGCAGCUGCGGGAUGAGCUGGAGAGGCUGCAGAAGGCCAAGCUGGAGGGAGACAGGAGCCGAGGGCUCUACCUGGAAGCAGAAAAGAAGGCCAGCGCCACCGAAAUGCGCUACACCAAGCUGAAGGAGAAGCACAGCGAGCUGAUCAACACCCAUGCCGAGCUCCUGAGGAAGAACGCAGACACGGCCAGGCAGCUGACCGUCACCCAGCAGAGCCAGGAGGAGGUCGCCCGGGUCAAGGAGCAGCUGGCCUUCCAGAUGGAGCAAGCGAAGCGCGAGUCCGAGAUGAAGCUGGAAGAUCAGACGCUGCAGAUGGAGCAGGUGAGGCGGGAGCUGGCCUCGAAGAAGGAGGAGCUGGCGCAGCUGCAGCACUCGCUGGACCACGCCAAGCAGGUCAGUUCUGACCUCGGCUGCCAGCUGGGAGCCCUCCAAGCUGAGAAGGAGACGCUGAGGAGAUCGGUCUCCGAGAAGGAGUGCGAACUGGUCUCUCUGAAGGGCACGGUCCAAGAGAAGGAGCUGCUGUUGAGCCAGGAAGUGGAGAAGGGGGCAAAGGAAGUCCAGGAGCUGCAGGGGCAGCUUGUGGAAAAGAAAAGUCAGGAGCGGACCCUGCAGCAGAAGCUCCUGGAGGACCAGCUGCGGAUGCUGCACGGGACGGUGCGGGAGGCCGAGAGCAUCAUCCAGGACGCCGUCGCGAAGCUGGAUGACCCCUUGCACAUCCGGUGCACCAGCUCGCCAGAUUAUCUCAUCAGCCGGGCACAGGCCGCUCUGGAGUCCGUGAACGCUGUGGAGAAUGGGCACAGGUGUUACCUGGCCAAUAUGGCAGACGCCACCGGCUUGGUCACCGCCCUGGCUCAGUUUGCCCACCUGACCGCGGACAGCAUCGUGAACGGCAGCGCGACGUCCCACCUCGCCCCCACGGACCACGCUGACAAACUGAUCGAAACUUGCAGGAACUGUGGGCAGCAGAGUCUGGACUACUUGAGCAAGCUAAAAGAUAAGCAGUCCCUCCGGCAAGCCGAUCCCGCCGACGUGAGGAAGACGCUGCAAGGGCUCCUUCAGCUGGGACAGGAACUGCGGCCCCGGAGCCUGGAUGUCCGGCAAGAGGAACUGGGCGACCUGGUCGACAAGGAGAUGGCCUCCACCUCAGCGGCGAUCGAGGACGCGGUCCGGAGGAUAGAGGAAAUGAUGGAUCAAGCCAGAAUCGAGAGCUCCGGUGUUAAACUCGAAGUAAAUGAAAGGAUCUUAAACUCCUGCACGGAGCUAAUGAAGGCAAUCCGACUGCUCGUGAUGACAUCCACGAAUCUGCAGAAGGAGAUUGUGGAAGGUGGAAGGGGGGCAGCAACGCCGCAGGAAUUCUAUGCCAAGAACUCGCGCUGGACCGAGGGGCUCAUCUCGGCUUCCAAGGCUGUCGGAUGGGGAGCCACCCAGCUGGUAGAGUCGGCCGACAGAGUGGUCCUGCAUACAGGCAAAUACGAGGAACUGAUCGUGUGUUCGCACGAGAUCGCAGCCAGCACAGCUCAGCUGGUGGCCGCCUCCAAGGUGAAAGCCGAGAAGAGCAGCAAGAACCUGAGCAAGCUCCAGGAGUGCUCGCGGGCCGUCAACGAGAAGGCUGCCAAUGUCGUGGCUUCCACAAAGUCAGGCCAGGAGCAAGUUGAGGACAGAGACACAAUGGACUUCUCUGGAAUGUCCCUGAUCAAGCUCAAGAAGGAAGAAAUGGAGUCACAGGUGAAGGUGCUCGAGCUGGAGAAGACGUUGGAGAAUGAAAGGCUCCGUCUGGGGGAGCUGAGAAGGCAACACUAUGCUUUGGCUGGCAUCUAUGACGAGAACUCUGACGUGGGGAGGUCGAGUGCCGUGCGGAAGCCACCAGGCAUUUUGAAGAAACCCCCCGUGGCGCAGAAACCAGGCUAUGGCUUCAAGCCCGAGCACGAGGCGGCACAGGAAGAUGGUGUUUACCAGGCCCAUGUUGUGAACUUCUAGGAUGUGGCCGAGAACGGACUGAGCAGAGUCGCAGCCGCAGGGCGAGGAAGCAGCUGCAAGAUCUCUGCUUCCCGGAGGGAUUCGGGCCGGUGCCUGCUGGUUUCUUGCUGUCAUGAUGCAACGUAGAUUUCUGGUGGAGGGCAAAGGCUUGGUAGGCACCCGUCCUGACUCUUCGAGGGAGGGGGCAGUUCAAGACAGCCACUAGACGUCUGGCAUUCUGAAACCAUUCAGACUGGGUCUGUGUUUGAAGCAGACGCUGACCGGGUGAAUCCUGGCUUGCCUUCUAUCUGACUUUGCCUUUAUUCUGAAACUUCUCUUGCCUGCCCUCGUAAGGCGCACAGACACUCUUGAAUUGUACACUUUUGCCUAAUCUUUACUACUAGAACAGGUCUUCAGACCAUGGUAGGAUGCCAGGUACCUACAAGGAAAUGGGAAAUCCCGAGUGGAAAGGGUAGGCUGCAUAAGAAACCUUAUCUCGCUGACAUUAUUUAUAAGCAAUAGGACUCUUCAUGGGAGUGGGCGUGUGUGUAAAUGCUGGUGUAUCUAUUACUGUACUACAGACACAUUUUUCAAGAAAUGUGAACCCCCCCCCGCCCCCCUUUUUUAAGUAGCCUGUUUGGAUUUCUCUUUGUAGUGUUUGUGCUGCAGGUGGAAAAUGGCAAACUCCCUCGGGGUGAAAUCUCUCACAAGGCUAAGGGCUUUUAGAUGUGUCAGUUUUACGUUGUGCAUUUAAAAGGAACAGAAUUUAUACACUAAAAAAAUACUGGUUUUUAAAAGCUUUUAAAUCCCUAUUUAGGAACAAAAUACCCAGGAGAGCUGCCCAAGUCAUUUCAGGAGUUAAAGCACCACUUUAGCCAUUUACUGGAAUCGGUGCAAGGAUGGGAACUAUUCUUAACAAACCCUAUGAUUUUAAGAGGACAAUUUAGCCUAUUAAAAUGAUUACCUAAAAUA
Molecule: messenger RNA, 4181 nt
Organism: Varanus komodoensis (Komodo dragon)
Lineage: Eukaryota; Metazoa; Chordata; Lepidosauria; Squamata; Varanidae
Gene: HIP1R
Product: huntingtin interacting protein 1 related
Exons: 32
Coding region: 33-3230 (1065 amino acids)
Biological process (GO): endocytosis; actin filament organization; clathrin coat assembly
Cellular component (GO): actin cortical patch; clathrin-coated vesicle
Molecular function (GO): actin filament binding; clathrin-cargo adaptor activity; phosphatidylinositol-3,5-bisphosphate binding
Source: RefSeq, a predicted model, not a curated record